Messenger RNA from Drosophila gunungcola (fruit fly), 4879 nucleotides. It is a transcript of the gene Ge-1, whose product is annotated as enhancer of mRNA-decapping protein 4 homolog. Gene Ontology annotation, molecular function: protein binding. The record is from RefSeq and is a predicted model, not a curated record. Gene Ontology annotation, cellular component: P-body. Gene Ontology annotation, biological process: deadenylation-independent decapping of nuclear-transcribed mRNA. The coding region runs from base 214 to 4251 and encodes 1345 amino acids. The transcript is spliced from 11 exons. Lineage: Eukaryota; Metazoa; Arthropoda; Insecta; Diptera; Drosophilidae.
ACAUCUCUAAGGCUUUGCGGCAUUGAGCAAAAUUUUUGCAAAAAUUUGUGAGUUUACGCAGCACAGCUACCUAAAUGGUUUAGUUUCGCAAAGCGACCGAACAAUAGCUGCAGGCCAGAGUUUCCGUGUACCGGUUGGGUGCAAUUCGCAGGAGAAAAAGAGGCGAUCCAACUGCUGCAUACUGAGAGGAUAGGGCAGUCAGCCGAUGUGUCAAUGUUAAUCGCGCUCUUCGCGCUUGCACACUUGCCAAUCUUUCGUAAGACGCCGCCCCCAGCCUCUCCGACGCCCCCGCCGUCUGCCCCCCAGUCGCCAAGGUGUGGCACCGCGCACCAUCCAUUGCCAGCAGAAGUCCGCAUCAGCGCUCCGGCAAUCGACGCAGCAUCCGAGAUGAGUAGUAGCACCGACCAGGAUCAGCCCAUAGCCGCCAACGGCAAUGCGGCGGAGCCCCAGGAGGUGGAAAUCAUCAACUUCCUGCCGCACGAGAAGCAAUGCUGCCGCGUCAUCAGGGCCAAUCAUACCAAGGUCCUCACCUCCGGCGGCGUCCACACACGCGGCUCCUCCAAGGUCAAGCUAAAGAACAUCGUCGACUACAAGUGGGAGCGAAAGUACUACUACCCGGGACACCUGGUGGCCGUCCACCGCGAUGGCAAACACCUGGCCUACGCCAUUAAUGUCAACAACAAAGCCACUGGCAUGGAGGGCAUGGUGCGCGUCUGCAACAUCAGCAGCAGCAUGCGGGCUUUAAUCAAGGGGAUGAGUGGCGAGGUCUUGGAUCUGCAGUUCGCCCACACUGAUCGCGAGCGCAUUCUGGCUGUGAUCGAUGUCAACUCGCUGUUUGUCUAUAAAGUUGAUCAAAUCGAGGGAAAUCUUCUGUGCAAUCUUGUGCUGAAGGUGGAGGACCCGAUCGCCAACUAUGUGCCGGAGUACGACAUGGUCUCUUGGUGUCCCUACGUCUGCAGCACCAACUCUACUGUUCCGAUCAACGACGAGGACGAUGAGAAUCAGCUGCUCAUUUGGUCGCGAAGCUCGCAGUUUCAGUGCUUCCAUGUCAAGAUGAUUGUCUCUGAGCAUGGGCGUGGUAAAAUUCAACCGGGUGCCCUGGAAACUGGAUAUCUGAAGAUCGAGGAGGACUCGCUGAUCACCUGCGCCGCUUUGUCCCCGGAUGGCACCACAGUGGCCGCAGCCUGCGCCGAUGGCUUAGUCCGCUUCUACCAAAUCUAUCUGUUCGAUGUGCGCAAUCAUCGUUGCCUGCACGAGUGGAAGCCACAUGAUGGCAAGAAGGUCUGCUCACUAUUUUUCCUGGACAACAUCAAUAAGCCUGUUGAAGAUUCCUACUGGCAGCACGUAAUCACCACCAGCGAUGCCAAUACUGAAAUCAAAUUGUGGAACUGCUCGCUAUGGGAAUGCCUGCAGACUAUUAACGUGGUGGCAAGUAGUCCGUCAACAGGGCAACCUGGAAACUUCAUUGCGGGCAUCGAUCGCAGUGCCAACUAUUUAGUGCUAUCCUGCCUAGACUCGCUGGCCGUGUAUGUGAUGCAGAUUACUAAUACUGAAAGCGUAGAGCCCAACGAUGGAGACAGUGACAGCGAGGGAGAUGCAAGCGACUCCUCCAAACGUAUUCAGAACGUGGCCGAAUUCAAGCUCAGCUCGGGCAUUCUCUCCUUCUCGAUUGUGAACGCCAGCAUGCGUCGAGUGAAGAGCUCUAUCGAGAGCUACUAUCCCAUCGAGGAGGCCGAUGACUUUGACGACGACACCAACUCCACCAGUGCGCUUGUGCUGCACAUGUUUGUGGUGCAGGCAAAGAGCCUUCAGGAGUGCCAAAUCAUUUACCAGCCGUGCGUGGCAGUGGCCGACAAGCCAGAGCGCCGCAGCCUGAGCAGCAAGCGUUCCGAGACGCCGGAGGACAAUCUGCUGAUCAAACAGGAGCCGGAUUCGCCCAACAGCGGAUCGGCGGGCACAGUGCAGCUGGAUGCUCUGUUUGCCAAAUCCGCCAAGAGAUCCUCAACGGGCAGUUCAUCUGCCAUAGUGGCUGUGGCGGCAGCAGCAGCUGCUGCUCCUUCGGCCGUUAUGCAGGAUGCAGAACUGAGCUCCGCUUAUCCACAACAUGUGAAUCUCAUGACCCCAGAUGCAUUCAGUGCCAGCGGCACCUCCGCGGCAACUGCUGUGGUGGUGGCCUCCAGCACCACGACUACGACAGGAACUGAUAGCUCUGCAGCCGUCGGCGGAAAUGACCGAUCGAUUGAUUCGGCAGUUCUGCAAACACUUCGUAUGCUUGCCACGGUUACGUCCAAGACAUCAGAAAACCCUAAUGCAGAGGUUCUGCUCAACCUCAUGAACAACACUCUGAUCGAAGACCGCGAGCAGCAGAAGCUGAAGGAAAAGCUUGACGCUCGCAAGAAGUUCGUUUCCAUUGAUCGAAAUCCGGAGCGUAAUGUGGCUGAGAACUUGGCCAGCGGCGGUUCGAGUCCGAGCCGCGAGGUGCAGGAGAUAAUGGCCACUCAGGAGGAUGCCGAUGCCUACGAAGCGGAGCUCGAGAAUCUGGACGAUGAUGAUGACGAUGAGGAGGAAGAGCUGGCCAUCUCAUCACCCCUGUUGGAGGCAGUGGAUGGAAACUGGCCCAUUGUUAAGUUGCCAUCCCUUACCAACUCUGCUGAGCUCCAAAAUGCUGCGCAAAUCAUGUCCCAGGCAGUGCAGAACACCAACAAUGGCAAUGUGCCGCCCACGCUUGGUGGUGGCGGUAAUAACAAUAACACCAGUGUGGGCAGCAACAGCAACAACAACACGGCCACAACGCUGAACACGAGCAACAGCAGCAGCAACAACAACGCAGGCGGAGCAGGGGAUGGCUCAAGUGGAAAUGGAGAGCUGAAUGCCAAGCUGGAACUUCUUCUAGACCUAGUAAAGGCUCAAUCCAAGCAACUGAACAAACUGGAGCACGAGGUCACCAAGCUGCAACAACAGCAGGAGGCGGUGGUGGCCCAGAAUAGCAAACUGGAUGCUUCUUUGGAGCCCAAAAAUGUCAAUCAGCUGGCAUACAAAAUCGAGAUGCAGCUGUCCAAGCUGAUGGAGCAGUACCUCAAGCGAUACGAAAAUGAACAUAAAAAGAAAUUGACCGAAUUCCUGGCGGCACGUGAGAGUCAAAAUCGCGAACUACGCGACUCUGUGCUUCAGGUACUAAACCAGUACGUGAUGAAUCACUUUACGGACAUUAUUGGAAACGUUCUCAACAUGGAACUGCAGCGACAAUUGCUUCCACGAGUGAAUGCCAAGAUGGAUCAGCUGCAAGCCCAAAUGCAGGUCGAGAUUGUACAGAAGUUGAGCGUGUUUGACAAGACGGUCAAAGAGAAUAUUGCCCAAGUAUGCAAGAGCAAGCAAUUUUUGGAUACCUUUGGCAAGUCCGUGCUGAUUGGCGUGCAAACCAGCCUCCAGACCGCGUUUAUUGAAUCCAUGAGCAGCACAUUGAUUCCAGCUUAUGAGAAGUCCUCGCAGAACAUGUUCAAACAGCUGCAUGACGCCUUCAGCGUGGGCAUAAAAGAUUUCAUGGUCCAGUUCAAUACCUACCUGCAGCACAUGCCCCAGCCCCAGGCUGUAGGUGCCAACUCCGAAGAGCUGAACAACAAGCUGACUAUGCUGAAGCAGCUGGUCGAGAGCAGUCUGCAUAAACAUCGCACUGAACUAACGGACGCCAUGCUGGAGACGCAAAGAGAGGUGAAGAGUUUGGAGAUAUUGCUGGCGCGCCAGGUGCAGGAAACGAUCCGAAUUGAACUGCGCAAGCACAUGGAGACCCAGAACAUGGCCAUGCGUUCGCAGGCAGCCACACCGGCACCCCCGUACGACUUGAGGGACAGCAUUAAGCAGCUCUUACAGACGGGGCAGAUCAAUAAGGCCUUUCAUCAGGCCUUACUGGCCAACGACUUGGGCCUGGUUGAAUUCACUCUCCGGCACACGGACAGCAACCAGGCCUUCGCUCCCGAGGGAUGCAGGCUGGAGCAAAAGGUCCUGCUGUCGCUCAUUCAGCAGAUAUCCGCUGACAUGACCAAUCACAAUGAGCUUAAGCAGAGAUAUCUCAACGAGGCUCUCCUGGCCAUCAACAUGGCUGAUCCCAUUACCCGCGAGCACGCCCCCAAAGUGCUUUCCGAUCUGUAUCGCAAUUGCCAGCAGUUCAUCAAGAACAGCCCCAAGAACUCGCAGUUCAGCAACGUCCGGCUGCUGAUGAAGGCGAUCAUAACGUACCGCGACCAGUUGAAAUGAUAUCAAGAGAACUUCAACCUGGCCAGCGGCUGGUACUGAUAGACUAACCAUCCGAUCCCGCCCGGUCACGAUCCCCAUCCAGGAUAGUUAAUCUAGGACCACACACACACAUUAAUACAUACACGCUUGCAGUUCAUCCCUCAAAGAGUUAAAAUUUAAUCUAUGCCUCUCAUUUUAUUGUUUAUUUGUUUUGUGCGUGUUUUGUUUUAAGUAAGGCUUUAUAUCUUAUGUUAAUGUCUCUAUAUCGAAACUGUAUUAACCUUAGAAAGAUUUUCCUAAAAAUGGCAAUAUUGUUUUUUUUUAAAUUAAAUUUUGCACCGAUCUGCGAGCAGUUCGCCUGUGCUGCCUUUUUAGUUUCGUUCCAUUAGAUUUUCCUUUUAUAAUUAUGACGCUUACUGAAGAAAAGAAAACAAAAAACACUAGAAACUGAGCUGUAGAAACGUAUUUAAAAAAUGAUUUCCAAAAGAAAAGAAACUUUCGAUUAUGACGAACAACACAAAAACAAUUAUGAUGAUUGCAAAUGCAAAAACUACAAGUAAAUCGUAGAUAUUAAGCUAAAAACAAAAUGAGUAAAAAAAAAAAAACUAAAAUUUAUAAUAAACAAAAAAUAAAUGUAUGUACUUGAAAA